CCGAAGCCUAUCGAACGAGCCAUGUCCGCGGAGAAGAAGACCAAGAUCUUUUGCACGAUGGGCCCGGCGUGCUGGGACGUCGACACGCUCGUCGACCUCAUCGACGCGGGGCUCAACACUGCGCGCUUCAACUUUUCGCAUGGCGAUCACGAGGGCCACGGCGCGUGCCUCAAGCGCGUGCGCGAGGCGGCGGCCAAGCGGCCCGACAAGAACGUCGCCAUCCUCCUCGAUACCAAGGGUCCCGAGAUCCGGACCGGCUUCUUCAAGGAGUCGUGCAAUAAGAAGAUCCACCUCAAGGCGGGCCAGGACCUCGAGCUGACGACCGACUACUCCUUCCUCGGCGACGAGACCAAGUUCGCGUGCACGUACGACAAGCUGCCCACCUCGGUCAAGAAGGGCUCCACCAUCCUCAUCGCCGACGGCUCGCUCGUGCUCACCGUCAAGGAGUGCAAGGCCGCCUCCGUCAUCUGCCGCGUCGAGAACAACCAGUCGAUCGGCGAGCGCAAGAACAUGAACCUGCCCAACGUCAAGGUGGACCUGCCCGUGCUGCAGCCCAAGGACAUCGACGACCUGCAGAACUUUGGCGUGCCGAACAAGGUCGACUUCAUCGCCGCCUCCUUUGUCCAGUCGGCGGAGGACAUCCACUUCAUCAAAAAGACGCUCAAGGAGUCCAAGCACGGCGACGGCUCCGCCAUCAAGGUGAUUGCAAAGAUUGAGAACCAGGAGGGGCUCGACAAGUUCGACGAGAUCCUCGCCGCCACGGACGGCGUCAUGGUCGCGCGCGGCGACCUCGGCAUGGAGAUCCCGCCCGAGAAGGUCUUCCGCGAGCAAAAGAUGAUGAUUGCUAAGUGCCGUGCGGCGGGCAAGCCCUGCGUCGUGGCGACGCAGAUGCUCGAGUCGAUGAUCUCGAACCCGCGCCCGACGCGCGCCGAGUGCUCGGACGUCGCGAACGCGGUGCUCGACGGCACCGACGCCGUGAUGCUCUCCGGCGAGACGGCCAACGGCGCCUUCCCGCGCGACGCGGUCGCCAUCAUGGCGCGCACCUGCCAGCAGGCCGAGGCCAACCUCGCCGAGUCGGACGAGACGGGCUACGACCAGAUCUUCGAGCAGAUGAAGAAGACGAAGAGGGCGAAGCGCGUCUCGCUGGUCGAGUCUGCGUGUUCGUCUGCCGUCAAGAUGGCGACCGACAUCGGCUCCAAGGCGAUCAUCGUCCUCUCCGAGACGGGCGAGACCGCGCGGCUGCUCGCAAAGUACCACCCGCAGGCCAAGAUCAUGGCCGUCUGCAACGACAGCCGCAUCGCCAACCAGAUCGAGGGGUACAUGUGCAACACCUUGUCGAUCCUCACGCAGGAGAAGCGCGGCGAGGGCAGGCACGUCAAGGCGGGCUUCAAGGCGGGCAUCGCAAAGGGGAUCUUCGCGAACGGCGACGCGGUGGUGGUCGUCCACACCAUGCGCAACGGCGACGGGCUCAAGCAGUGGACCGUCCGCAUCCUCAACGUGUCCGAGACGCCUCUGGGUAACUAGAGCGCGCCGGCGCGGAGCUUCGCGCGAGGCGGGGACCCUGCGGCAUGCCCCUGAGACCCGCGCGCUGCGUGCGCGACACGAGCGCUGUCGCCUCGGCUGGGCGCCGUCGAGACUCUGCAUGCGACCCACCCCUCUGCAUGGAGCACCCCCUCCACGAGUCACAACACUUUACCUGAACUGCUUUUGUUUUGAGCGCGGCGCUGUCUGCGCGCCGCUGCGUAUUUAUGAAAAUGGGAAUUAUUGACCC
Emiliania huxleyi CCMP1516 is the source of this 1771-nucleotide messenger RNA. RefSeq lists its product as hypothetical. The record is from RefSeq and is a predicted model, not a curated record. Gene Ontology annotation, cellular component: cytoplasm. Gene Ontology annotation, biological process: glycolytic process. Lineage: Eukaryota; Haptophyta; Isochrysidales; Noelaerhabdaceae. The transcript has 5 exons. The coding region runs from base 22 to 1524 and encodes 500 amino acids. Gene Ontology annotation, molecular function: pyruvate kinase activity; magnesium ion binding; potassium ion binding.